This is a messenger RNA of Prunus avium (sweet cherry), 1324 nucleotides long. RefSeq names its product general regulatory factor 8. NCBI's taxonomy places the organism in Eukaryota, Viridiplantae, Streptophyta, Magnoliopsida, Rosales, Rosaceae. The record is from RefSeq and is a predicted model, not a curated record.
UCUCAUAAUUAUGUUCCAAUCGGAUAACCACAAAGCAACCUACUCCUUAAACCACUGUACUCGCCACUCACCUCAAAAACCCCACUUCUCCAGACGACGCCGUCUCGUCCGCUAACGAUCCCAAGAAGCGAGUAUUAUAAUUUUCAUUACUCUCGGCAUUAGGCCAAAUCCCAACAAUAAUCUCACCUUUUUCAACCCAACUUGUUCAAAAUCAAACGAAUCUCAAUCCCUCUUUCCGUCUCUCUCAACUCUCAAACUCUCUCUGCUUCUCCUUCUCCAAUGGCUUCCGCAGUGCCCGAAACCCUAAGCCGAGAACAGUAUGUGUACCUGGCCAAGCUCGCCGAGCAAGCCGAGCGCUACGAGGAGAUGGUGAGCUUCAUGGAGAAGCUGGUGGUGGGGUCCACCGCCGCCGGGACUGAGCUGACGGUCGAGGAGCGCAACCUGCUCAGUGUCGCCUACAAGAACGUCAUCGGCUCGCUCCGGGCGGCUUGGCGCAUAGUGUCAUCGAUCGAACAGAAGGAGGAGGGACGCCGGAACGAGGAACACGUGGCGCUCGUCAAGCAGUACAGAUCCAAGGUCGAGACUGAGCUCUCGGCCAUCUGCGCCGGAAUUCUCGAGCUUCUAGAGAAGCACCUUGUUCCAUCGGCUUCUACUGGAGAGUCCAAGGUCUUCUACUUGAAGAUGAAGGGCGAUUAUCAUCGAUACCUCGCUGAGUUUAAAAAUGGCGAUGAGAGAAAAACCGCUGCUGAGGACACCAUGGUUGCUUACAAGGCUGCUCAGGAUAUUGCGCUGGCUGAUUUGGCGCCUACGCAUCCGAUAAGGUUGGGGCUGGCGCUCAAUUUCUCGGUGUUUUACUACGAGAUCCUUAAUUCCUCAGAGAAAGCUUGUAGCAUGGCUAAACAGGCUUUUGAGGAAGCUAUUGCUGAGCUUGAUACGCUGGGAGAGGAAUCAUACAAAGACAGCACCCUUAUCAUGCAACUGCUGAGGGACAACCUCACUCUUUGGACUUCAGAUUUGCAGGAGCAGAUGGAUGAGGCUUAAGCACUGGAUUCUUAAUCUCCUUGAGGGAGGUGGGCUUGAAUGUCACAAAUAUUCUGUAAUCUGCCGACGACUCUAUUAUGUCCUUAUGUGCAUACCAUGUGCUCAUGUUGACAUGUUUCCUUCUAAUUUGUUUGGUUUGGUUAAUGAGUAGUAAGAUGAUUCCUAGUAUUUUUUUUUACGUGCUCCACUUUUAGCUUAUGAUACGAUUGGAAAAAAAAGAAUUGAGACCAUUCUGAUUCCAGAACGACACUCUCUAUCAUCAGUUUAGCGGCCUUAUUUUGAA